CUGAUUUAAUUUCCGUCUAAUUUUAGGGAUUAUGAUUAGCAACUGGCAGACCACAAAUAUGCGUUGCUUGCGCCUCUGCCAGAGUGAGAGUGGCUUCUACUGCUGACUCAAUCCUACCCUGUCAUAAAAAGGUACUUUGACAUGGAUUCCACAACUCAAAACCGCACAUUCUCAAUUAAACUAUGGCCCCCUAGUCAGAGUACCAGGCUAUUGCUUGUGGAGCGAAUGACUAAGAAUCUUACUACGCCAUCCAUUUUUUCUAGAAAGUAUGGUCUGCUGAGCAAAGAAGAAGCUGAGGAUGAUGCCAAGCAAAUAGAAAGCAUGGCUUUUGCUACUGCAAACCAGCAUUACGAGAAGGAGUCAGAUGGUGAUGGAAGUUCUGCAGUGCAACUGUAUGCUAAAGAGUCCAGUAAGCUUAUGCUGGAAGUUCUAAAAAGAGGCCCCAGAACUAAUGAUGUUGGGGAAGUGAUGAUCUCUGAGAAAGCGAAAGCGUAUGAUGAAUAUAUUUUUGAUAUAUCUGGAGGUCGCCGGGCCUUCAUUGAUGCAGAGGAGGCUGAAGAACUGCUAAAGCCAUUGAGUGAACCAGGAAAUGCAUAUACUAAGAUAUGUUUCAGCAAUAGAAGUUUUGGCUUGGAUGCUGCACGUGUUGUUGAGCCCAUCUUGUCUUCCCUCAAGGAUCAACUAACAGAAGUAGACCUAUCAGACUUCAUUGCCGGAAGGUCAGAGGACGAAGCUCUUGAAGUAAUGAAUAUAUUUUCAUCAGCGCUGGAAGCUUGUGAAUUGCGGUAUUUGAACCUUUCAAACAAUGCCUUGGGCGAAAAGGGUGUGAGGGCAUUUGGAGCACUCCUCAAAUCACAGAAUAAUUUGGAGGAGCUAUACUUGAUGAACGAUGGAAUCUCCGAGGAAGCAGCGCGAGCAGUGUGUGAGUUGAUUCCUUCUACUAAAAAGCUUAGAAUCCUUCAAUUUCAUAAUAACAUGACUGGAGAUGAGGGGGCAAUUGCUAUUUCUGAGCUUGUGAAACAAUCUCCUCUCCUGGAGGAUUUCCGGUGUUCUUCUACGAGGGUAGACUUUGAGGGUGGUGUUGCCCUGGCUAAAGCUGUUGGGACAUGUACCCAUUUAAAGAAACUGGAUUUACGUGACAAUAUGUUUGGCGUGGAAGCUGGAGUUGCUUUGAGCAAGGCCUUAUCUGGAUUUGCAGAUCUCACUGAGAUCUACCUCAGUUAUUUGAAUCUGGAGGAUGAGGGGUCUAUAGCUCUUGCUAAUGCUCUCACAAAUACCGCUCCUUCACUUGAAGUGUUGGAUAUGGCCGGAAAUGACAUCACUGUAAAAGCUGCUCCUGCUUUGGCUGCGUGUAUAGCUGCAAAACAAGUUCUCACCAAGUUAAACUUGUCUGAGAAUGAACUAAAGGAUGAUGGUGCGAUUUUGAUUGCCAAAACAUUUGAAGACAGUCACAGCCAGUUAAAUGAAGUUGAUCUGAGUACCAAUUCGAUAAGAAGGGCUGGAGCCAGGGUAUUGGCUCAAGCAGUUGUACGUAAGCCAGGGUUUAAGUUACUGAACCUGGACGGAAAUUUCAUAUCUGAUGAAGGGGUUGAUGAGCUGAAGGAGAUAUUCAAGCAUUCUCCAGAUAUGCUUGGGCCGUUGGAUGAGAAUGAUCCAGAGGGAGAAGGCUUUGAGGAGGAGGAUGAAGAGGAGGCUUCUGAUCAUGACGAUGAAUUGGAGUCCAAACUUAAGGAUCUCAAAAUCAAGCCGGAGGAAUAGGAUGAAUUACCAGCGUGUCUUGCUUUGGCAUCACCUGAUUUGAAACUCAUUUCAAGUUGCUGCGUGUUAUUACGACAGGCUGUGGAUUCAUGUGGUAAGCUUUGAUCUCGCAAGAAUUGUAUUCUGUUUUCCUGAGACUUUCAGAACCAUCCCAAGUUCACUAGUUUUGUGUCCUAAUAUUAUUGGGGAACCAUGAUUUGGUUUGAGAUAUUGCUCGGCACUGUUGUACUAUUUUUUGUUUUUUGUUUUUUUUUUUUUAUGUCCUUUGUUUCCCCCUCCUCCCUAGGCUAUAAUAAUAUUUAGUUUUGUUUCCUAUAAAACAUGGUGGUGGUGGUGGUGCAAAUUGAGGCAAAUACCAAAUUUGCCUUGUGGAUGAACCAUUACUAAUGCAUUUGGACAUCACUUUUAGCUCAA
Camellia sinensis is the source of this 2172-nucleotide messenger RNA. NCBI's taxonomy places the organism in Eukaryota, Viridiplantae, Streptophyta, Magnoliopsida, Ericales, Theaceae. The record is from RefSeq and is a predicted model, not a curated record.